UGCAAUCUCGUGGCUCGACCUCGUUUAUGGGACUGCAGAUGAUGGGAGGACAUUUGAUGCUGGGGUGGGGCUAUGUGCGAUAUUCCGAUUGUGCGACGCUAGGAGCGCGGGCAUGUUGCGCAAGCACCGUUGGCCCUCCGACAAACAGCACGGCGGCAAGCAACGAGGAGGCUGACAGACGCAUCUUUGGGAAUGAGACUGGAGCAAGCUCAGCCAUUGCGCGGUCUUUUAUCUGGCUAUCAAGGGGAUACACAUCGACUGCAGUGCUAAGUAUCUACUGCCCAUGUAUCCUUACAUAGACAGGGUAAGGCACCAUGCGAUUCGGUCGUGCGAACAUGUAGGCGGGGACACGAUCUACUUCUUUGCGAAAAACGCCGACAGAUUUCCCUGUUUGGAAGGUCCUGAAGGCUUCAGCUUUGGUUUCGCGGCUGCGGGGGGUUUGCUUUCGGUCUUCUUGGCCGGAGCUUUCUCCUGCUCCGCUUUCGCCUUGUCGACCUUGGCCUUAGCUUUAGGUUUGGGUUUGGUUUCCUUCUUUACCUCUUCCGGUCCCUCUUCAUCUGCAGUC
Messenger RNA from Mycena citricolor, 565 nucleotides. NCBI's taxonomy places the organism in Eukaryota, Fungi, Basidiomycota, Agaricomycetes, Agaricales, Mycenaceae. The record is from the annotation of a GenBank genome assembly.